UCGCCUGGAAUUUUUGUGAGGUACCAAGUUGCUUUACGGGAAAAGGCAACUAUAAUUUAAUCUGAAACUGCCCUGCUUUAGACUUUUUCAUGGUUAUUAAUUUGUACAAGAAUCACAAACUGGUACAGCGGGAACCAAACUGGCAAAUCAGGCUGCCGAGACAACUGUGUAAUUCGCUGGAAAAAGAAACGGAGAACCUCUCCUGCGUACGGGAGGACAAUGUAUAUAAAAAUAUGCAAGAAUCAAAGGAAACCCCUAUAUCCAGUCACCUAGAUGAAAUUGUUGCUGCUGUCAGCAUAACGCCUAGAAAGAAGAUCCAAAACAAGCUGCCUCAGACAGCGCUAUUCCAACCUCCUCGAGAGAAACUCCACCAUUGUGAAGAGAAAGCGAAGUCCUAUUCUAGCAGUCGCGAAUAUAAACAGGCAGUCCGCGAGCUGGUGCGCUGUGUCGCACUGACGAGAAUUUGCUAUGGCAACUCCCAUUGGAAACUGGCAGAGGCACACGUCAAUCUGGCUCAGGGCUACCUCCAGCUGAAAGGACUGUCACCGCAAGCAAGGCAACAUGCAGAAAAAGCCAAAGAAAUCCUUACUAACUCCAUUGCGCCUCCCUAUAACGACAACACAGAUGUUUUCAAGUGUUCGAUUGAGCUGUUCCAUACCAUGGGGAGAGCCUUACUCUCCCUUCAAAAAUUUAAGGAAGCUUCGGAGAAUUUGUCGAAGGCAGAGCGACUUGCAAAGGAGCUGCUGCAGUGUGGAAGGAUUAUAAAGGAGGAAUGGAUAGAAAUCCAAGCACGGAUCAAAUUGUCAUCUGCACAGAUGUAUCAAAGUCAGAAGAAAUCAAAAGAAGCUCUGCCUCACUACCAAGAGGCUUUAGAAUAUAUUGAGAUCAGUCGAGGUGAAAAAAGUCUUGAGUGUGUACCAAUAUUGAGGGAAUUAGCUGGUGCCGAGCAAGCCCUGGGACUUCACGACGCGUCCGUCAACCAUUUUCUACAGGCACAUCUCAUCGUGCUGAGCAAAAACCCCUCUCAAGAGGAGGCAGCGAUCUCCGCACAUUUUGUCGCCCACGCUGCCGUAGCUUCUGGGAGUACCAAGCACCAAGAUGUGGCCGAGCAGUAUUUUCAAGAGAGCAUGGCAAACCUUAAGGAUGCUGAAGGGAUGGGAAAGGCCAAAUUUCUUUCAAUUCAAGAUGAUUAUUGCCAUUUUCUACAAGCCACUGGACAAAAAGAGAAAGCAACCUCGAUCCUGAGAGAGUCCCUGGAAGCCAAAGUGGCAGUGUGUGGUGAUCUCAGUCCUGAGGUAGCCGAGACCUACCGGUUGUUGGGUGGGGCCGACCUGGCCCAGGGGAACCACGCUGGGGCCCACAGGAAACUGAAGAAGUGUCUUCAGAUUCAGACCCUCUUGUACGGACCACAGGACAAGAGGACUCUGGCCACCCAGCAGACAGUGGACGUCCUGUCCAAGGCCCCAGAGGUGGCUGUGAAGUCCAGGCAGGCCCCGAAAGCCAAACCCGCGUUCUACACUGGCGUGGCCCAGCACACUAUGCUGGGGAAGGCCAGGCCCAACAUGGCGGACUGAGACCACCCACCCCCCCAAACUCCC
Messenger RNA from Enhydra lutris kenyoni (northern sea otter), 1598 nucleotides. Its product is annotated as tetratricopeptide repeat domain 23. The coding region runs from base 90 to 1574 and encodes 494 amino acids. Lineage: Eukaryota; Metazoa; Chordata; Mammalia; Carnivora; Mustelidae. The transcript is spliced from 11 exons. The record is from RefSeq and is a predicted model, not a curated record. Gene Ontology annotation, molecular function: protein binding.